AUGAGACUGGCUCAUGCGAGCAACGAUGCGGUUGUGAUAUCCGGCAGGAAGCUGGCCCGGCAGAUCAGACAAGAAGCCCGUCAUGAGGUCGAGCAGUGGGUAGCGGCUGGAAACAAGAGACCUCACCUCAGCGUUGUUCUCGUUGGUGAAAAUCCAGCGAGUCACUCCUACGUGCUCAACAAAACCAAAGCAGCUGCUGAUGUCGGAAUCAGCAGUGAAACCAUCCUCAGGCCGGCUUCUGUCACUGAAGAGGAGCUACUGGAUUUGAUCAGCAAACUCAAUAACGAUGCCAAUGUGGAUGGCCUGUUAGUACAGCUUCCUCUACCCGAACAUAUUGAUGAGCGCAAGAUUUGCAAUGCUGUGACUCCGGACAAAGACGUUGAUGGCUUCCACGUGAUAAACGUGGGGCGCAUGUGCCUCGACCAGUACUCCAUGCUGCCGGCUACCCCGUGGGGGGUCUGGGAGAUCAUUAAGAGAACUGGCAUCCCAACGCUGGGGAAGAACGUGGUGGUGGCUGGCAGGUCGAAGAACGUGGGCAUGCCCAUCGCCAUGUUGCUGCAUACGGACGGCAGGCACGAGCGCCCGGGAGGUAGGGGCUUAGUGGCCUCGGAGCCUGCCAGGGGGCUGCUGAGCACCACCGUGAGCGUGCGGUUCUGUUCUCUUCUGGCAGGCAUACCCAACCUGAUCACAGCUGACAUGAUCAAAGAAGGAGCUGCAGUGAUUGACGUGGGCAUAACGAGAGUGCAGGAUCCCGUCACUGCCAAAUCACGGCUGGUUGGGGAUGUGGAUUUUGAAGGGGUGAAGAAGAAAGCCAGCUACAUCACGCCGGUCCCCGGCGGAGUUGGGCCCAUGACGGUUGCCAUGCUGAUGAAGAACACCAUCAUAGCUGCCAAGAAGCUGUGGAAACCCAAAGAGCUGGAAGCAUUGACCGCUUAA
Opisthocomus hoazin is the source of this 936-nucleotide messenger RNA. NCBI's taxonomy places the organism in Eukaryota, Metazoa, Chordata, Aves, Opisthocomiformes, Opisthocomidae. The record is from RefSeq and is a predicted model, not a curated record.